CCUCUCCCUUUGUUGUAUAAAAGUCUCCCUGUUCGUUCUUUCAGGCCGUCCUGCAAGUGCCCAGUUGUGCUGUUCUUGCUGUUGCUUCCUCUUGACUGUCAUUUGACUUCUAAACAUGUUUGUCCACCUUUGUUUAGCUUUGCUGGCUCUCUCCUCGCUGAGCGCUGCAUCUGAACCGGACUGUGAUGAGCAUAUCAAACCUCUGGAGGACCAAAGCAAGAUUUAUGGGAAAUGGAUUUUCCAAAUUCUAGCCUCAGACAACGAACAACUGUUGAAAGAAAUGAAGAUCUCUAAUAGCUCUUGGUCGACCAUUUUUUCUACACCUGAAAGCAGUGAUUUCAGCAUGACCUACGCAGACAGAAUUGACGGAAAAUGUGUAUAUGGAAACGCUUCUUCCACACCUUCAGGAAACUUAACAAAAGUUACAUUCCUUUUUAACUCAACGUCUUAUGAGCAUUUUGGGAGGUAUCUGGAGACGUGUCCUGACUGCGUCCUUUGGAUGGACGAAGCGGUGUCAGAGGCUAAUGGGGAACAGACAAAAACCAAGGGCCUCUACCUCUUCACAAAGACGGGGAAACUUGAUGAUUCUCAACUGGAAGUCUUCAAAAAACAAGCUGAGUGCCUCAACAUCAAAUUGGAUUUCUACUUUCCAGACACCACUGAACUGUGUCCUGAAGUGAAGACUGAGGAGCAGUAGUGAAAACGCUUGUCAUCACCUCCACUAUGCCCUCUAACAGAAGUACUUUUAGUUGUUGCUACAUCAGUGUUUAGAUGUGUUUUUUCUUAGAUUUGAGAAAAUAUCCAUAAACAUUUUAUCCUCUUGUGUGUAAAACGAUGAGUCAUGUAAAUAUAUUCUCAACCACUGUGUGCUGGUGUGGUUUCACAUUUCCUGUUCGACAUAUCAAUGAGGGGAGGGGCUUCAUGACGGCCUUCAUGAAAAACCCAAACUCUAUAGCAGUGGAAUUUCAUGGCUGUCUAAUAACAUUAUCUAAUGUGAAAGCAUGUGCAAAGUGAGAGCCACUGGUCCAAUCAAAGACACCGGCUAUGUCUAACUCUGAAGUGAGGAAGACACAAAGUUUACUGGAACAUAAUGGAUUCUAUCUGAUUAAUCUUACUUAAAUCAACUCAAUCAAGUUCUUUCAAUCCCAAAAAUGUGCCAAAGUCGCUGUGACAGAAGGAAGUCAAACAUCUUGUGCAGCAUUGAGAGCCAACGGGACACGCAGAACCUGCUAUGAGAAGGCAAGAAAAGCUCACCGGGAACAUGGUGUCCUAAUAGUCCUGAAUUAUAAGAUUGUUCUUUUUUUUCUUUAAAAAAACACUCUUAAAAAGGUCCUAAAUAGGUCUUAACCGACUAACUUGUGGUUUAUAUCUUGACUGAUUAAAUCAAAACAUGGAAGUGUUGACUGAGGGAAAUAAAUACUCAGAAGUCUGGUUAACAUGUUUAUAAUUGGAGUUGAUGCUUAUUGUUGAUUUUACAUAAAAAUUCAAAGUGAGAAAAUGCCACUGUUUUUAUUCUGGUACUGGACAAAAAUGAAAAUCAUCACUGUCGUUUGAAGUCAGAUUUAAGAGUCAACUUGACUACAUUGAUCAGUGUAUUUUCUAAAUGAUUUAAAUGAGUGGUUUUGGCAUUGUAAAAGGUUUUUCUUGUACGUGUUUACCUCUCUUUUUAUACUAAAUAAAAAUUUUCCUCAUUA
Menidia menidia (Atlantic silverside) is the source of this 1694-nucleotide messenger RNA. The record is from the annotation of a GenBank genome assembly. Lineage: Eukaryota; Metazoa; Chordata; Actinopteri; Atheriniformes; Atherinopsidae.